ACACGCCUUUUUCUUAUUUGCGAUGAAAAAGCAAACGAAAAAUUCACGUCUUGAAACAAGCGAACGUCGGCAUAUUAAAAUUGAAUAAGUUUUUCUGAAAAAUUUAUUUUAAUACAAGAAUAUAAAAAUAUAAAAGUUAAUUCCAAAUACAAAUUAAAUUACUCAACCAAAAACACAUAUUUAAAUAAAUUUAAAAUAGGCUGUUAUUAAAACAAAAAGUGAAAACAAAAUGUUAGUAAUUCAUUGAAGAAAAAAUUAUCAUUUAUAGAAAAGUAGAAGAAAAAAUUCAACACCACCGCGGAGGCGGGGGCACAAAAACAACAAGAUGAGAUCAAAUCGAUGAGAACAACGAAGAACGAUGUAAAAGACACACACUAAGAAGAAGAAAAAGCAAAAGAAAUAAUGAAAUGUGAACAACAUACAACAACACAAAGAUAAAAUUAAAAAAAAAUACGUGCAAAGUUUUUGUUGUUUUUGUCUUUUACUACUGCUGCUGCUGCUACUUUAGUAAUUCUCCACUAAACAAUAGUGUUGUUGUAGUACUUGUUAUUUAUUCGUAUUAUUAGUGCACAGCCCUGGGAGGAGUAAAAACAGAAGAAGCAGAAAAAAAGAAUGAAGAAGUAGAGAAAACGAAAAAAUUAAAUGAAUUUGUGAAUUUUUUAUUGUUGUAGUUUUUUUUAAACAACAAAAAGUGUAUAAAGCUACAAAGUCAAAAAGGCAGAGUGAAAAAUAUUUCUGCAAUUAAUUGAAAAAUAAAUAAAUUGAAAUACAAAAAAAGAUAAAAAAAUCCAUAAGUUUUACUUUGUGUGUAUGUGUUUGGUGAACCAACGCGUUAAAAAUUUUGCAAUUGCAUUUUAUUCCGUUAAAGAAAAAAUAUAAAAAAAUCCCCAAAUAGGAUUCAUUGUUUUUUUUAUCAACAUUUAUGUGGUUUACUAGGGUGCUCCUUCACAUCAAGCAGUCAUUCAACCGAAAAUUGAUUUUUUCUUUUUGGCUUUUGGCGUCAAAAAAAGCUUUUAAUGUUUAAAUGCUGAGCAGUCUUGUUGCAAACUAAUCAAUAUUGAGAAUCCAACAGCACAAUGCCACUGCCCAAACGUUCAAUUGAGCCGGUGCAUGUGGCCCGUUCUGUCUAUCAGCAGGAUGAAUUACAAUCGGUAGAAUUGGAAACAGUCACAAAUACAACAUUAACAAAUAUCAUAAGACAAUUGUCAUCGUUGUCAAAACAUGCCGAAGAUGUAUUCGGUGAAUUGGCACGUGAUGUGGGUAAUAUUGGUGAUCGUGCCAAUUCACUGCAGGCACGCAUCGAUCGUCUAGCCAUUAAGGUAACACAACUGGAUAGUACCGUCGAAGAAGUUCCCCUAACGGACAUCACACGAAAGAAAGCUUUUAAAUCUGCCAAAAAUUUCGAUCAACAAAUAUUUUCACGAGCCACUAUGCCAGCGCCAAUGCUGGAAACAUAUGCACAAUGUGAUAAACCACCACCUCUAGAUAAACUGAACGUUUAUCGGGAUGAUGGUAAAGAUGGUCUUAAAUUCUAUACAGAUCCUAAUUAUUUCUUUGAAUUGUGGCGUCAGGAGAUGCUUAAAGAUACGGAACGUGUUAUGCACGAUAAAGGCAAGAAAAUGCAUCGACCACGACAGGAUGGUGGUGCUAGUGGUCGGGGACAUAAGAAACGAGUGCGUACACCCCAUAAUACACGAGAGAAACAACGACAAAUUGCUAUUGGACAUGGUGAAACUUUAAUGCCAAAUAAUGUUAUUUAUCGAACACCAAAUUCUGUGGUCAACGAAGAAGCCGGCUAUGGUGGUAGCAAUGUUAAACCUUAUAAUAUGCUUUCACAUUUGGAAAAUAACAGUAAUCUGGCGAAGCAAACUGCUGUUGCCAUUGCAGGUAUGGGCAUUUACGAGACACGACCAGCACGACCCAAUUCUAUAGAAUUGCGACGCAGUUAUCAAUCCGAACAAAUUGAUGGUGUUUAUGGACCGUUAUCACCACAAAAUGCUGGUAAUAUGAUGACAAAUGCCCAAGGUGGUGGCAGUCAGUAUGCUACAACAGCAUAUGCUGCCAAUGGCAUGCAUCCGUCACAGCAAAUGCAACAGCAUCAGGGUAUGGCUGGUAUGCAGCAUCAUCAACAACAGUCACAUCUACAGCAUCAACAACAACAACAACAGCAGCAGCAACAAAUGUAUGAUGAUGCUCUCUAUCAUCAAUCGCAUGCCUUGUAUGGUCAAACCGGUCAAGGUCCCAUGUCGCCAGAACCGAUUUAUGCUCCCGGCACACCAUCACGCACCAAACCACGACCCUCACAACCACCACCGGCACCACCUUCGAAUGGUAGUGGCGGUGGUACACCAACAGCAUCGAGCGCUAAUACACCUACACGUGGUCGCAGUAUGUCUACAAGUCGGGAUGCUCUGCCACCACCACCUCCCAUACCCGAUGGUAUGAUUAACACCACAUCACCAUCACAAAUGUUGGCUCAAUUGAAUGGUGGCGGUAGUGGUCAUAUUGCAGCAAAAUUAUUAGCUCGCACCAAUAGCACAUCGAGAGCUGGCUCUCCCCAAUUGGCACCGAGCAGUGUACAGGAUGCGAAUGCCUUAGUAAUGGCACAAUUGAAUAAUACCAUAAAUAGUUUUAAUAGUAUGACUAUGGGUGGUGGUAUGCAACAAAUGAAUUCAUUAAAUGAUUUGCCACCACCACCACCGGUGCCGGAUCAGCAUGAACCAAAGCUUUCGCCACCUAAUGCAGCGCCACCACCACCACCUCCUCCACCACCAUUGGAUGAGAACGGUUCAUCACCUAUUAAUCAAGGACCACAUCAAAUUAUGCCAAAAUCAUUGCCAAAUGGUGAUAUACAAUCGAACGGAAUGAUGGGUGGUGCAAAACCACAACCUAAGAAAAUAUUACCACCAUUCCACGAUACUAGAUCCGAUUUAAUGAAGGCCAUAAGAGAUGGAAUAACACUUCGCAAAGUGGAAAAAUCUGAACAAAAAGAAAUCGAACGUAAUACUGGUCUUCAUGAUGUGGCCUCAAUUCUAGCUAGACGUGUUGCAAUAGAACUUUCCGAAUCCGAAGACUCGGACAGUGAUGACGAUAGUGAAGGUUGGAUGGAACCAAAUGAAACUUCUGCUUGAUCCCUUAUGUCUUCGUUAAUACCUGAAAAAAUCAAAAAGAAAAAGUAAA
This is a messenger RNA of Lucilia cuprina (Australian sheep blowfly), 3180 nucleotides long. RefSeq names its product wiskott-Aldrich syndrome protein family member 2 (gene SCAR). NCBI's taxonomy places the organism in Eukaryota, Metazoa, Arthropoda, Insecta, Diptera, Calliphoridae. The transcript has 6 exons. Gene Ontology annotation, cellular component: SCAR complex; cytoskeleton. Gene Ontology annotation, molecular function: Arp2/3 complex binding; actin binding; protein kinase A regulatory subunit binding. The record is from RefSeq and is a predicted model, not a curated record. The coding region runs from base 1077 to 3131 and encodes 684 amino acids. Gene Ontology annotation, biological process: positive regulation of Arp2/3 complex-mediated actin nucleation; actin cytoskeleton organization.